Molecule: messenger RNA, 953 nt
Organism: Hyaloscypha bicolor E
Lineage: Eukaryota; Fungi; Ascomycota; Leotiomycetes; Helotiales; Hyaloscyphaceae
Exons: 2
Coding region: 263-709 (148 amino acids)
Source: RefSeq, a predicted model, not a curated record
AAAUACCUCUGAACCACAGAACAGCCUGAAAAGUCCUUAUCAGUCAAUUACAAAAUCAGCUGUUUCGUUUCCGACAUUUGAUUUUCGAAAGAAGCAAAGAUGUGGUGCUACCAAAUCACCAUCGUCCGGCUCAUUUAUAAACUCUUCAAGAAGAAGCGCAGGGACGAGAAGAAGAGUGACGCAACCUCGGAUUCAUAUCACACUUAAAUUUGCCCACACAGUACAGCCAACUCAAUUAUCUUAACUUUGAAUCCAGCUCAAAAUGGAGAACCUCGUCCUCGGCCACUCACUCGACCCCGACGCCAGAGAAAUCACCAAACUCGUCGGGCAAGAAAUCCUCCGCUGGGGCAUCCACAUAGCUAUCUUCCUCGUUGUCGUCGUCGCCGUCUUUCUAUGGCGUCAUGAGACGGAUGGGGAGGUACAGAGAGAGCAGGUUUGCGGAAUAUUGGAAGGGGAGAUUUUGAGGGGUUGUGAGGUUGACGGGUUUCAGGGGACGGAAGAGAGGAAGAUGUGGUUUUUGGAACGGUUGGGGGGUUUGCAGGUCCAGGAGAUCAAGAACAAAGGCAACGACGAAGGAAAGUGGGAGGACAAGUUGCACAGGUUUAAUCGUGCUUGUGUUGAGGUGGCUGAGAUGAGUGAGAGGUUUGAGCGAUCCAAAAGGGUCAAGGAGGAUGUCGGGAAGGAAUGGAAGGAUAUCUGGUGUGAUUGAAAUCCGACAUAGGCUCUUAAUCCUCAGGGCAUGAUGGAGAUCGGGGAGAGGAUUUUUGAUGAGCUCCCUGAGGAUAAUUCAUGGAGGGGCGUCUAGGAGUGCAUUGGUUGCUUAGUUUACGAACUUCUUUCAGUCUCGGCCGGUAUUUUUCUUGCCCACCUAUGAGUACAUUUUGGAACUUCACGUCGCUGUAAUUCACUACAUUCUCGUGCUUGAGCUACGCGGAUAUAACUUUAGUGUGAGG